GGGUGCAGGCAGAAUUUAAUGUUAUGUAACUUUUGUUUGGUCUUGCAACUGAGUUAUAAUUACGUAAGAUUUGUUUCUGAAGUCCUUUCAAAAAGCUCAACACGCAGGGAGGUGUUUCUUUUACACUGGUUACAUUCAAGUAGAGCCAUCGUCUGUCCUGCAGCAAACUCGGAUGUUUUGUUGAAUGGUGUGUGCAGGUGGUACGUUUCACGUUCAAGGAUGUACAUAGAUAACAGCGUUAUUAGUCCUGACGAAACCUGCCCAGCACUGCUCAGAUGAUGUUUACGUGUUGAUAAGUGAGCUGCAGAUCAUGUUUUUGCCAGUGAAGGACACUGGUGACCCUCUGAGGCAGUCCCUGGGUCCUAGUGCCACUGGGGUUCACGUGCAGAGGAGGAGAGGGUGGGCUCCUGAAGGUGGCUGCGAUCUUCAGGAUGUAGCGCGGUCACUUCGAGAAACGGCCCUGUGGUCGCGGUGCUCGUGAGUCUCCGGAGCUCAUGGGUUCAGUAGACGUCCACUUCUACCUCUGCGCGUGACCCUCAGGAACUCCUGCCUGUGGUCUCUGGAAAUGAGCUCAGAAGGGGUUAUAACCCCAGUGAGCAUGUUCCUCAACACCCUGACACCCAAGUUCUACGUCGCAUUGACUGGAACUUCAUCUCUAAUAUCAGGUCUUAUCUUGAUAUUCGAGUGGUGGUACUUCAGGAAGUACGGCACUUCCUUCAUCGAACAGGUUUCGGUGAGCCACUUGCGCCCCCUACUGGGAGGUGUGGAUAACAGCUCUCCCACCAAUUCCAAUACCAGCAAUGGGGACGCGGACUCCAGUCGACAAAGUGUGUCAGAGUGUAAAGUUUGGAGAAAUCCGCUCAACUUAUUCAGAGGGGCCGAGUACAACAGGUACACGUGGGUCACUGGAAGGGAACCGCUCACCUACUACGACAUGAACCUCUCCGCUCAGGACCACCAGACGUUCUUCACCUGCGACUCGGACCACCUGCGGCCCGCCGACGCCAUCAUGCAGAAGGCCUGGAGGGAGAGGAACCCACAGGCCAGGAUCUCCGCAGCACACGAGGCCCUCGACCUGGAGGACUGUGCCACCGCCUACAUCCUGCUGGCCGAGGAGGAGGCCACCACCAUCGUGGAGGCGGAGAAGCUCUUCAAACAAGCGCUCAAGGCAGGGGAGAGCUGCUACCGGCGCAGCCAGCAGGUGCAGCACCAUGGAGCACAACAUGAAGCCCAGCACAGAAGGGAUACAAACGUACUGGUGUACAUUAAGCGAAGACUGGCCAUGUGCUCCAGGAAAUUGGGACGCACCAGAGAAGCGGUGAAAAUGAUGAGAGAUUUAAUGAAGGAGUUCCCUCUCCUCAGUAUGUUCAAUAUCCACGAAAACCUGCUCGAGUCACUCUUGGAGCUCCAGGCGUACGCAGAUGUGCAGGCGGUGCUGGCCAAGUACGACGAUAUCAGUUUGCCAAAAUCCGCAACAAUAUGUUACACGGCGGCGCUUCUGAAAGCCAGGGCCGUGUCAGAUAAGUUCUCCCCAGAGGCAGCGUCACGCCGAGGGCUCAGUCCGGCAGAGAUGAACGCAGUAGAAGCCAUACACAGAGCGGUGGAGUUCAACCCCCACGUACCCAAAUACCUCUUAGAAAUGAAGAGCCUCAUACUGCCCCCAGAGCACAUCCUCAAGAGGGGGGAUAGCGAGGCCAUCGCCUACGCCUUCUUCCACCUGCAGCACUGGAAGAGGGUGGAAGGUGCCCUCAACUUGCUCCACUGCACCUGGGAGGGCACUUUCCGAAUGAUCCCGUACCCCCUGGAGAAAGGACACCUCUUCUACCCGUACCCCAUCUGCACAGAGACGGCCGACAGAGAGCUGCUACCAGCAGUGUUCCAUGAGGUGUCCGUCUACCCCAAGAAGGAGCUGCCCUUCUUCAUCCUCUUCACUGCGGGCCUCUGCUCCUUCACUGCCAUGCUGGCACUCCUCACACACCAGUUCCCUGAGCUCAUGGGUGUUUUCGCCAAAGCUUUCCUCAGCACCCUGUUUGCUCCACUCAACUUCAUCAUGGAGAAGGUGGAGAACAUCCUACCAUCCAGCCUGUGGCACCAGCUGACCCGCAUUUAGGCCAGCGCCACCGGACGGGCCGUCGUGAGGCCUAGACAAGGGCAUGGUGGGAGAAAAGUGACUUGGUUUUGAGUUGUUUUCUUGUAAACCUGGUUUUGUUGUACAAAAAGGGGUCGUGAAACUGACGCCAGACAAAAGCUGAGGAAAAAAAAAAUAAAAGGUGAGAA
Molecule: messenger RNA, 2277 nt
Organism: Scleropages formosus (Asian bonytongue)
Lineage: Eukaryota; Metazoa; Chordata; Actinopteri; Osteoglossiformes; Osteoglossidae
Product: suppressor of tumorigenicity 7 protein homolog
Exons: 15
Coding region: 566-2110 (514 amino acids)
Source: RefSeq, a predicted model, not a curated record